GACCCUUGAUGCCUUGUUAUUCCAUAUGAUUGGGGGCCAAUUAAAGCGAUUUGCAAAAGCCUGCAAAGAUUUGUUAGUAGCUGUGAAUGAAUGUACCUGCAUUUGUACCCAUGAUCCUUUCAUGGAUGAGAUUGUACAUGCUUCUGCACAUCUUCAGAUCUCUCUUAAAUGAACAGGUACGGCACAUGUUUGAUGAAAUCAAUUACAUCUUGAAGGCAAGAAAUGCUGAAUGCUUUCCCUCUCAAUAUGGUGGCUAUCCUUGUACUGACCAAACUUGUAAUCAAAAUGCUAAAGAUGAGAAUACCAUCAAAAACAAAACUGCAAAGGGGAUAAAAGUGCCAAAAAUAUAUUGGAACCUAAUACGGAAAGCUGUGCUUACUAUGGAAUGGAUAGAUGGAAUUAUGCUUACACACAAAACUGCCCUGAAGAAGGCAUGUCUAAACCGAAGGGAACUGAUUGACCAGGGAGUAUACUGCUCUUUGAGACAGUUGCUUGAGGUGGGAUUUUUCCAUGCUGACGCACAUCCAGGAAACCUUGUUGCCACUAGCAGUGGUUCCCUUGCAUAUUUUGACUUUGGGAUGAUGGGGGAUAUCCCUUUUCAUUACCGCGUAGGACUUAUUCAAGUGCUUGUGCACUUUGUUAAUCGUGACUCUCUGGGAUUGGCAAAUGACUAUCUUUCUUUGGGAUUUAUUCCUGAAGGAGUUGAUAUACAAUCCAUGGCAGAUGCAUUGCAGUCAUCUUUUGGGGAUGGGACUCAGAUAUCUCAAGACUUCCAGAGUAUAAUGAACCAGUUAUAUGAUGUCAUGUAUGAUUUUAACUUCUCUCUUCCCCCGAACUAUGCUCUGGUGGUGAGAGCUCGUGGUUCACUAGAAGGAACAGCAAAAGCUCUCGAUCCUGAUUUCAAAGUUGUUGGGAGUGCAUACCCUUUUGUGAUCGGGAGGCUUUUGGCUGAUCCAAACCCUGAUAUGAGAAAAACUUUAAGGGAACUUCUCAUCUGUAAUAAUGGACCCAUUAGGUGGAACCACCUAGAGCGCUUGGUAGCAGCAAUGUCAGAACAGGCUUCUGAAGCAUCCGGUUCACAUCCCUUGGAAUGGAAGUCGUUUGAUAUGCGUGCUGUUGUUGCUGCCGCAGAAGAUCUUCUGUUUUUCAUUCUAUCUGAAAAGGGUCUAACGGUGCAGGUUUUCCUGUUGCAGGAUAUACUUAGAGCAGGGGAUAUUUUUCUACAGGAUGGAAUUUUGGAUUGUAGGCUAGAUGUGAAAACUAAAGCAAGGAAAACUUCAGAAUCUGAGAAUCACGCAAUUAUAAAGAGAGUUGUUGAUGGGUUUCGCUCUCUCCAUCAAGCAGUAAAGUUGGCGCCAGUGGUGUGGACAGCAAUGUUCAUCCACAUUGCAUUGAAGCCAGAAACCCAUUGCUUUUACCUAGAGGUCCCAUCGGCCGUGUUCAUGCGUAACAAAUUUCCAGAGACUCUUUGGGUUGGGAUAAGAGGUGGAGAAUUUGAAAGCUUAAGCAAUAGUAUGGGCUAUCUGAAUUCCGUUUUGCAAUCUUCAAGUCAAGAUGGACCGGUCAGCGGCGGAGGCCUUAGUCAGAAUGGAAAGUUCAGCUAUGGCUAUGCAAGCUCUCCAGGGAAAAGGUCUUCAAUGGAAGAUUUUUAUGAAACAAGGAUUUAUGGUGUUGAUGGAGAGAUAGUUGGUCUUUUUGGAGUCUUUGAUGGUCAUGGAGGUGCACGGGCAGCUGAAUAUGUGAAGCAAAACCUUUUCAGUAAUUUGAUCAGGCAUCCAAAGUUCAUUUCUGACACGAAAUCUGCUAUAGCUGAUGCAUUCUACCAGACAGACUCCGAAUUUUUAAAAUCAGAAAAUAAUCAGAAUAAGGAUGCUGGAUCAACCGCUUCUACGGCUAUACUCGUUGGUGGCCGAUUGCUAGUUGCAAAUGUUGGGGAUUCCCGAGCUGUUAUCUGCAGAGGAGGCAAUGCUAUUGCUGUGUCUCGCGAUCAUAAGCCAGAUCAAACUGAUGAGCGACAACGGAUUGAGGAUGCAGGAGGAUUUGUCAUGUGGGCUGGAACUUGGAGAGUGGGAGGCGUUCUUGCUGUUUCUCGUGCAUUUGGUGACAGGCUCUUGAAGCAGUUUGUUGUUGCUGAUCCAGAAAUUCAGGAGGAAAAGAUUGACAGCUCUCUUGAGUUCCUUAUUCUUGCAAGUGAUGGACUGUGGGAUGUUGUUUCAAAUGAGGAGGCUGUUUCAAUGAUAAAGCCAAUACAGGAUCCUGAGCAGGCAGCAAAGCGGUUGAUGAAAGAGGCAUACCAGAGAGGUAGUGCAGACAAUAUCACUUGCGUUGUCGUCCGAUUCUUGGCCAAUCAAGGCGGUUCCUCUCGUAGUGUUUCUGCUUAAGCAUCCUUUCCCAGCAUGGUUUUAGGUUUUGGUUCUCUAGCUACCGGAAAAGUGAGGUGAAAUAAACGUCAAGAGUAAUAGCUAGUCAUAGAAAAGUAUAACAGCACAGUAAUUUGUAAUGAUAGAAAUAUGAACAAAUGUGUCAGGCUGCUGAUGUGUACUACAUCUUUUCAGCCUCUAGAAUAUAACUGUAUCUGAGUUUAGCUUCUCUACAUCCGGUCUUGCAUAUAGUCAGAACUGAUGUGCACGUGUGAAUUUGUAAAGAGUCUCAAGACCAAGUCCAGUUGUGUACGUUGUAAAUGUAGUUAGUUCACGUUCUUUUGUUUGUGAUGUUCCUUCAAAGAUUUGCUUGUUCCAUAGGUUCUCUCAUCUAUCCAUUUAAUAUUGUUGGUGUAUGUAUGAAGUUUGGUUGGCCACAUGCUGCCCAGGGUGGCUGUGGUAGAUGGAAUGAUUUUUCCUUCAUAUUGACUAGUUUAGUCUUGAAUACUCCUUCGGUACGAGCCAGACAGCAUCAUUCAUGGGCAGCAGAAAUAUCUAGUGAAAGUUUAAUACGCUAAUUCCCUUGUGCAUGGAGGGUAUAAUAUGUAUGGCCCUAAUGUGUUUGUAUUGCUGUUUCAUACGUGCAAUCAAUGCUAGUAUAGGAUUUGCUGGGUUUCAAACUCUACUGUCCUGAAGUAGCUACGAUUUGGUUUUGAAUUUAUAGAGUAAAGCGGGAGGCAGAACAAUUGACUCAGGUUAGCCCUGGCAACCGGAGAUCAUUACAUAGAAUUCAACAUCAUACACAUUUUUUAACAGAAUUCAUUGUCCUUAACCGGCUAUAAUUAUGGUGUAAAACCGAGCAUGGGAUCAAGUUAAAACAUGUAAGUCACUAUUGAAACCAUAUUUUGUAGGAACCAGCCAAUGUAAAUUACUGUUGGGAAGCAACACACAAAGAUGUCUCGCUUGAUCAUUGAUUUCCUGAUUUCUUUUAAGCCCUGUCGGAAACAAAACAGUGUCAGCUAAUUAACCUGAUACAGAUGAAAAGACAACCUCAACCAAACGGUUCAAACAUAUCAGUUUGAACUCUGUUUCACCCAAAAAUGAUUGCAAAUGAACAACUUGAAUGAUGUACCAAAGAAUUCAAUGUUUUGCGUUAGAAUGGGCAUGGUAAUUGCAUGACUUGAUUGAUGAUCAUGCUUCAGCAAAAAAGAUCUGACUGACAACUUUGCUUUCCUUGAUCAUCGAAGCAAAUGGAUCUGAAUCAUGAACCCAAGUCACUAAACCACAAACAGAAAAUUGAGAAGUUUUGUUUAAUUCACAGAAAAAAACCAACCACUUGCACAUUUCACAAGCAUGCAGAGAAAUAAAAGAGGACUCAGAUCAUUAAGAAGUGUCAACAAGGCAAAUAAGCCAUUUUGUACGACGAGCGAACCUUGAUGUUUUCAUCAUCAUCAUCCGUCUUUUCAAAAUCAAAGUGAAAUAAAAAAAGAAGCAAGAAAAACUGCAUCAUAAACAGAAAGACACAACAAGCAAAGAUGACGGCUCAGAGCAUCAAGAAAGGUCGAUAAGGCAAUUUUUUUGCCAUUACGUACGACAAGCGAACCUUGAUAGCUUCUUCAUCGCGCUCUUUUUAACAGCACCGUUUUUCAACGGAAACCAAAAACCAACUAGCAGAGAGAAGAAUUAAUUUCAUCUCAUUCAUCAAAAAAGAGAAUAAGAAAAGUGAUAGCGCUUCUAGUUCUAGGCAAUGAGAUCUGAGAAGGGGUGCCUUUGUUUUAAUAAUGAAAGGAUAUUAUUAAUUAUUACAACUAGUUGGAAAUAAAGAAUAGUAUUAAAAAUGUUAUUCAAGGAAUCUCUGCCUUGCUCCCCAAGGCUUGAAUAGUUUAAAAGAAAGAAAUUAAAUGCUUUUGUCGAUAAAAAACAGCCAAGCCAAAGCCAACCAAUCACAAAUAAAAGUCCAAUUAAACUGAUAUGCUCCCCUCGUAUUGACCAUUACUACGAAAACAACAUCAAACCAACCAUGAUGA
Messenger RNA from Durio zibethinus, 4387 nucleotides. Its product is annotated as putative protein phosphatase 2C 59. Gene Ontology annotation, molecular function: cation binding; protein serine/threonine phosphatase activity. Gene Ontology annotation, biological process: protein dephosphorylation. The record is from RefSeq and is a predicted model, not a curated record. NCBI's taxonomy places the organism in Eukaryota, Viridiplantae, Streptophyta, Magnoliopsida, Malvales, Malvaceae.